Molecule: messenger RNA, 402 nt
Organism: Brettanomyces bruxellensis
Lineage: Eukaryota; Fungi; Ascomycota; Pichiomycetes; Pichiales; Pichiaceae
Gene: RPS21
Product: 40S ribosomal protein S21
Exons: 2
Coding region: 1-402 (133 amino acids)
Biological process (GO): endonucleolytic cleavage in ITS1 to separate SSU-rRNA from 5.8S rRNA and LSU-rRNA from tricistronic rRNA transcript (SSU-rRNA, 5.8S rRNA, LSU-rRNA); translation; endonucleolytic cleavage to generate mature 3'-end of SSU-rRNA from (SSU-rRNA, 5.8S rRNA, LSU-rRNA)
Cellular component (GO): cytosolic small ribosomal subunit; ribosome
Molecular function (GO): structural constituent of ribosome
Source: RefSeq, a predicted model, not a curated record
AUGAUCAAGCUUCUGGAACAUGACAUAUAUGAUAUCAAGUGUUUAGAGUUGGUGAAUACAGAGGAUGAAGGCAACAAGUCUGGCGUUUUUAGCAAUAGACUAAUCUUUGCUAUUAGUUCAGAAUUAAGAUAUUUGUUAUCAGAUGCGAGUUGUGCGCUCGUAGUUGAGCUUUACAUUCCAAGAAAGUGCUCUGCCACUAACAGAAUUAUUAAGUCUGGUGACCAUGCUUCUGUUCAGAUCAACGUUGCCAACGUUGACGAGGACGGAAAGGUUAUUCCAAACUCAAACACAACCUACGCUCUCUGUGGAUACGUUAGAGCCAGAGGUGAGGCUGAUGACUGUUUGAACAGAUUGGCUCAGCAGGAUGGUAUCAUUAACAACGUCUGGUCUUACUCUCGUUAA